AGCCGUCGAUCGUGCCCGAGCAGGGCACGCGCAUCGACUCUGGGACGUUUCAUCGAACGGGUUGCGAGCGAAAGCAAUGGCGAUCUCGAUCCACGCCUGCCUCCGGCCGACUCCGCUGCCGCCCGCUCUCCCUCCUCCCGCUCCUCCUCCUUCCCCCACGCUGUUCUCUCCGUGGUCUCAGAGGACGGAAGUCAGCUGGAGGAGACAGUGCGUGUCGACGGCGGCGUGCGUCUUGAUCGGAUCCGCCAUCGGGCUGGGCGGCGACGGGGAGGUGCUAGCCGGCGAGGUCAGGGCGGAGGCGGUGGGGUCGGGAGCGGGAAAGAUCGUGCGGUGGAGCGACAAGCGGAGGUGCCCACAGUGGCGGGAGAAUUCUUUGGAGAACAUCGUGCCGGAGAACCUCCCUCGACAGUCCGGCGGCCGGGGAUCCAAUAAGUUCGCGGCGUUUGGGGAGCACGUGACAGCUCCUCCGGUUGGGGUUGGACCGGGCUUGAUCCGAUUUAGAAGUGAUUGCUUUACUUUGUAGCUUGAUAAAUAUACACAAUAUGUAUUUUUUAAAAAUUGUAAAUAAAUUGUAAUUCUGGUUUUAAAAUUGAAAUGGAGUUUUAAAUAAGGAAGGAAAUUAAAGU
Messenger RNA from Zingiber officinale, 626 nucleotides. RefSeq lists its product as uncharacterized. NCBI's taxonomy places the organism in Eukaryota, Viridiplantae, Streptophyta, Magnoliopsida, Zingiberales, Zingiberaceae. The transcript is spliced from 2 exons. The record is from RefSeq and is a predicted model, not a curated record. The coding region runs from base 77 to 523 and encodes 148 amino acids.